This is a messenger RNA of Ostreococcus tauri, 630 nucleotides long. Its product is annotated as Small GTPase superfamily, ARF/SAR type. The record is from RefSeq and is a predicted model, not a curated record. Lineage: Eukaryota; Viridiplantae; Chlorophyta; Mamiellophyceae; Mamiellales; Bathycoccaceae. The transcript has 2 exons. Gene Ontology annotation, cellular component: cytoplasm. Bases 1 to 630 code for a protein of 209 amino acids. Gene Ontology annotation, molecular function: GTP binding; GTPase activity. Gene Ontology annotation, biological process: vesicle-mediated transport; intracellular protein transport.
AUGACGGGUGAAAACCCCAACGCGCGCGUGUUUCACCGCGGCGACGCGCGCGCGGCGGCACACGGCGACGAACGCACGCGCGCGAUGGGGAUCACGUUCGCCAAGCUCUUCCAGAGGCUCUUCUCCAAGAAGGAGAUGCGCAUUCUCAUGGUCGGUCUCGAUGCCGCGGGUAAGACGACUAUUUUGUACAAGCUCAAGCUCGGGGAGAUCGUGACGACGAUCCCGACCAUUGGUUUCAACGUCGAAACCGUGGAGUACAAGAACAUCUCGUUCACGGUGUGGGACGUCGGAGGACAAGAUAAGAUUCGUCCGCUCUGGCGACACUACUUCCAGAACACGCAAGGUUUGAUUUUCGUUGUUGAUAGCAACGAUCGCGAUCGCGUCUCCGAGGCUCGCGAUGAGUUGCACCGCAUGCUGAACGAAGACGAGUUGCGAGACGCGGUUCUCUUGGUGUUCGCCAACAAGCAAGAUUUGCCGAACGCGAUGAGCGCGGCGGAGAUCACCGAUAAGCUUGGCUUGCACUCCUUGCGACAACGCCACUGGUUCAUUCAGUCCACGUGCGCUACGUCCGGUGAAGGUCUCUACGAAGGUCUCGACUGGCUUUCCUCGAACAUCUCGCAGCGCGCGUAG